UGAUAAGUGCACUUUAUAUUCUUUCCAUUCACUGUGCCGUGCAUUAAUGUAUUCCAAUGAUUACAAACGCAACGGAGGCAUCGCUGGCGGACUGAUUUACGUCCCCGCUGUGAUAACGACGGGAUUUUAUUUCGAAAGAUGGAGAGCUUUGGCAACCGGCAUUGCAGUCUGCGGUUCCGGGAUCGGAGCCUUCUUACUUGCGCCUAUCUCCGAUUUGUUAAUCAAGCAGUUCGGAUGGAGAGGAGCAUUGCUGAUCCAGGGUGGAAUGCUUCUGAAUUGUGCGAUUUUUGGAGCGAUGUUUCGUCCUUUGAAACCGACUCGAAUUAAAGUAAAGGCGCAGCAACCGGAAGAUGUCGGUAACGAAACCAAAACACCUUUGAUGGGAAAAGGUGUUUCUACGACUUCGCUGCACGUGGGUCAACCGAUUAGACAUCGGUUUUUUGGGACCAACAACAAUAUGGAGUACCCUACAGCGGCUCAAGUGAUUGGCAGUAGUCCAGAUAUAAUGAAUAGCCGUUCGUUGCACUCGUUACAUAAGAUGAACAUGGUGCCAAAGUUAGAGAGAAAACUGAGCACCUCGGAGAAGAGAUUAUCUGUUCCGAUUUAUCCCGAGUUGGACGUCAACGACGACCAAGAACUAAAAAUUGUGGAAGAGGAGAACAAUCUGCUGAGUGGAGAUCUGGCUAGGCUCAACGGAAGGAUACCAACGAUCCGAAGGCACACGAUUAGCGAACGUCAUCUGCGGGCCAAUUCAGACGGAAGCCAAAAGUCCUUGAGGACGAGCAGAAGAGGGACGUUAACCAAAGAUACACAGAGGCCAUUUUACAGAGAUGAUAUCUUUUACGGAGGUUCUUUGCACAGGUUGCCGCAUUAUAAAUCCCAGUUGUCCUCGGUUGGUUAUCACAUGUCCGUAACCAGGUUACCAACCGCAAGAGAUGUCGCGGAAGAGGAAAGCGGAAGUUGUUACCUGUGUCCAGAAAGUGUACGACGAAUCUUAACAACUAUGUUGGAUUUGAGCCUGCUUAAAAGCCCUUCUUUCUUGAUCUUAGCAGUCAGUGGAGGCCUUACUAUGAUGGGAUUCUAUACGCCCUUCAUGUAUCUGCCAGAUCGGGCCAUCAUGUCCGGAAUCCAAGCAUCGACCUCGAUGUUCUUGGUCUCCGUGAUCGGUAUUGGUAACACCGUGGGACGUGUUGUAUGCGGAGUGGCCAGCAGCAUACCGGGGGUGGAUGCUCUCGUAGUUAACAACAUCUUUAUCAGUAUCGGGGGAAUAGCGACCAUAUUAUCAGGAAUCUCCUUAUCGGAAGAAUAUCAAUUCUUUUAUGCAGCCAGUUUCGGGUUGAGUAUAUCGGUCUUCGCUUCUUUGAGGUCGAUUCUCGUGGUCGAUCUCAUGGGACUGGAGAAACUUACAAAUGCCUUCGGACUGCUUCUUCUUUUCCAAGGGGUUGCCGCCACUGUUGGUGCACCUCUAGCAGGAGCUUUCAUGGAUGCUACAGGGAGCUAUGAUGCUUCAUUCUACCUCUCAGGAUCCUUGAUCCUGAUGUCGGCGGUGAUAUGCUAUCCUCUGAAGAGGGUCAACCAAUGGGAGAGGCGCCGAGAACAGGAGAGGCUCGCAAACCUUUCUAAGUCGUGAUAGACGGCGACCAACAGAGAUUUCUAAGGAAAGACUGCCUUGUUUUCUUGUAAAUACUCUUCAGUCGCGUGUACAUAAAACUAAAAACUCGAACGGGAGUAUCGGAAUCUGCCAUUUCCGAGGAAUCGGCGUUUGCGCGUCGAGGAUCUAUCGCUUCCAACGAUCCAAAGGAUCGCUCGUUGUUGUUUCUCAGCGAACAUUUUCGUUAGAAACAUUACCAGAAAUGUUCGCAAGAGCAAAGAAAGUUUGCAUUUAGGAAAGUGAAUGCAUUUAACGCGCGAGAUUUUAGUAGACGGGACAAUGUGCUUCCUUUGUGUGAUGUGCGUGAAGAAAACGUUUUAGUAAUGAAUUAAGCACCGUAAUCAUAGGUGCUCGGAGGCUCAUGUAACCAUUUAUUCAAAUAAUUGCUGCACUCACGAGUCAGGCACUAAAUAACAAAAGUCAAAGAAUAUUUGUUACGCCUUGAAAACAGAUAUCCACAGGCAGAAUCGAAUUUACCUUGUGCAUAAUUCUUUAUCGUGUGAAAAUAUUUGAUAAUGAGAAAAUCGCAUCGGUCUAUGAAAAACGGCGCAGCAAACUACAGUUCUUGUGAUUAAUUAAUAAUUCUCAAGUUAUAGUUUUCUAUUCAAUAUCAAUACCAGUAUUUGUUGCAUUCUCUUUUCCAACGAUUCGUGGACGUAUAUUCCAUAUUGCUUCAUAUCAUCCAUAUAAAAAGCACCUUAUAAAUCAAAUAAUACGAGGUGAUCAGGUGAAUCCCAUGGGGCUGCAUCAACCGGGGCAUAAAAUCUUCUAUAAUAAAAAAACAAAUAACAGUCCUAUGUGUGUUAUAUAUUCAGCUGGUAUAAAAGUAAUUUAAAUUAGAAACCAAAGAAAUGGAAUAUAUUUAAAAAUACGAACUUUCACAACAAGUCCACCGUGAAGCGCGGAAAUAAAGGCGCGAGAAAUGACAUCGAUAGCAAGAAACUCGGUAUUUUGUUUUGCACAUUAGAUAUUGCUGCCAUUUUGUAGAAGUCUAAAGAGCCCGUAUGUAAAUGCACGGCAACGAUGAGACAUUUAUUUCCUAAUUUAACCUCCGAGCAUCUAUUGAAAUCAUUAAAGGCCGGCGUCUUUAAUCAACGUGUUUAAUCAUAGCCAAGGUCGCAGCAUAAAGUACCUCAAGACGACAUAACAACUGAUCGAUUCCGAGAACGACGUCACCAUAAUUAACUAGCGUGCAAUUAAUGCCUCUUAUAUGUGCUCUACUUGCAAAUGUUACCGCAUCCUUCUGCAUAAAUGCCGGAAUGCUUCUACGGUACGUCGUGCAGGUUUAAUUACACUCUCUGUGUGCGAGUCAGUGCAAUCAGGCGAAUCGUAAUUCACGGAAUCGACUCGGAUAUACUUAGAUGAGGACAAGUAGACGUCUUUUAUGCACGAGAUUCGUCGAAUCGAUUGAACGCGACAACUCCCUAUGGUUCCUAAUACGAGGCCAGAUAAAGAACCCAAUACACUCUCGUAGAUACUAUUAAGUGGGACAUAAUGCAAGAACAUUGUAUAUUUUUGUAUGAGAUUAGCGAGAAUCACGAGGGUGCCUUUAAUGACGAAUUAAGAGGACUUGUAAAUACGAAUUUAUCAGUGCUGUUCAUUUCGUUUGGUCUAUUUAAUUAUCAAAGUUUAAGACAAAUUCUUGCAUCUCUUUCGAAUGAUGACGUGAAAUUAAUGUCACUGAUAAACUCGAAUGAUAAAUAUCAAAACCCCUUAAGGUGAUAUGAAAGUGUCAUGUAUACAUACCAAAUAGUAAAAAUAUUUAUAUAACUUUUUGUCCAG
This is a messenger RNA of Orussus abietinus, 3433 nucleotides long. RefSeq names its product monocarboxylate transporter 3. The record is from RefSeq and is a predicted model, not a curated record. NCBI's taxonomy places the organism in Eukaryota, Metazoa, Arthropoda, Insecta, Hymenoptera, Orussidae. Gene Ontology annotation, molecular function: monocarboxylic acid transmembrane transporter activity. Bases 47 to 1630 code for a protein of 527 amino acids. Gene Ontology annotation, biological process: monocarboxylic acid transport; transmembrane transport. The transcript has 9 exons.